Leptosia nina is the source of this 3951-nucleotide messenger RNA. The record is from the annotation of a GenBank genome assembly. Lineage: Eukaryota; Metazoa; Arthropoda; Insecta; Lepidoptera; Pieridae.
AUGACUGAAAUAAUAGAAAGUGCUCUUUUAGGAAAAUUAAAUUGUGAUUUAUUAAUUAAGUGGCUAAAUGAUGAGUCUUUAGAGGGCGCGCCAGAAGACUGUAUAUUAUUUUGCUGCACAAGAAACGAAUUUGUUGCAUAUUUUCUCUCUUUUAUAAGAAACCAGACUAAUGGAAUUUUAAAUACAAACAGCAGUGCUGUACAAAUACUGAAUCGAACACAAGAGAAAUUAUCCGUAAGACGUAAACAUCAUCGGUCAAUCAGCGAUCCUGGCAACGAAAAUGACCAAUCAGAUAGUAAGCCUGAUAGGAAAACGCAAGAAUCACCAAACCAUAACAAAAAGCCAGGUCGGAGAGUCAAAACAAAAUUAUUCACAGACGAAAAGCCAAAUCAGUCCAUUUCUGUGUCUUCCGAUGAAUCCAGGUUAAGUGUUGGUGUUGAAAGAAUUAUGAUAUCCAGUACACCAAUGAAAAAUGGAUUACGUCCUGACUUUAUGGCCAGUCCUGUAACCCCAACAUCUAAGAGUUUCAGUGAAAGGUGUGAUACACCACGUUUGAGUAGACAUUCAAGGUCACAGGAUAAAAGUAUUAGCUUAGGUGACUUCAUAGUAACUGUCCAACCCAAAAGCUCCAAAAAGAAAAGAUCUAGUAAAAAUGCUUCACAUGAAGAAAUCGAACCAAAAUUAGAUUUCAGCAACUCCGAAAUAUUCCCAGAAAUUGGUGCAAGGAAAUCCAGUUCAUUGCGUUCAGAACGACGUAGAAUCAAACCAACUAAUAUCGAUAAAAGCACCUCCUUAAAUAAUUUCACGGAUGCUUUUCAGCAGCCAACUUUAGGUCACGAAGAAAAUUUAGCAUUUAAACAAAAAGUACAGCUCAAAGAUCCCUCUAAAAAUUUUGACGCCGAAAGAAACAUUCUAAGACAAGAAAGACAUAAAUUAAUGGAAAAGUUUAACAUAUUAACCACAAAUGUGGCACCUAAAGCGCCCCCACAGAUUAAAAUACUACAAAAGGAAGAGAAAGUACAGAGUUUCAUCGAUGCGGAUGUGAACAAAAUAGUUUUAAGGGAGAAAGUUGACAUUUUAAUAGAAAUAUAUGACGUUCUGAUGAAAAACAAUCUCAUAUUGAGUGUAAAUACAGAGGUAUAUUAUUUGAUAACGAUUUUGCUGUCAAAACAGGACGAAGAAGACUUUAAAAAGUAUGAAUCUCAAUUUAAAGAAAUGAAUAUUUUGAAAAUUAUACAUAAUAGCACAUACUUCGCUGUAAAAUCUUUGUGGAAUUUGCGGUCUAUUUUAGAAGUUAUUUUGGAUAAGAACGCCUUAAAAACUUUGGGUGAAAACAAGAAGGUGCGAGGGUUCUUCCCAGAUCUGGCAAAGUUUCUGUUGAACGCGUACGGCUUGAAAUGCGAAGCCGACACACAAAAGAGGCCACCGCAAGAAGGCCGAAUAUCUAACGGAAUAGUCUGCUUUAAUUUGGACACGGAUAAUGCCGAUAACUUCCCUUCAUUGCUGAGCUUUCAGAAUUUUAAGAAACAGAGGGAUAUGUUUUAUGAGAUUUUAAGGUGGUACCAAGAUACACAGACCAAUGGCGGGUCUAGAACGAGUUUCAGAGCUCGCAUUAAAUCGCUGUUGUCUUGCGGCCCCUGCGCAGCGAAUCACGCGCAUCUUGCUGCUCUCUUCGUGCACAUGCUGGCGGAAUGUUUGCCGCCCAAUGAGCAGGAGUCGAAGCUGAGCAAGCUCCAAAGAAGGCUUACCUGUCCUAAUGCGCCGGAGUCACAUAGACUGCCCCAUUUCACAGACAAGGAAAUGUUCUACAAAGAGUUUAUUAUGCAAGCUGAGAACGAGUGCUUUCGCGUGCACUUGAAAGAUGCUCUGGCCUCGGAAAUCAUCUCUCUCGACUCCAAGCCCAUCGGGAAUGAGACUUCUAACGGUUCAGACAGCAAACGCGAAUACCUGUCUCUCUCUAAAAAGCUUGGACUGUUCGCCAAAUUCCUGGGGUUGAUGGUCUCCUUACCGUACUCCUUGGACAUGACUGGCAAAACCACACCCCACAUAGAACCUUACACAACGCCCAAGGAGAAGGUUCUAGAAAAUAACUUGGCUUCCAGGAACUAUAGCCAACCCACUGUGGACCUCAUCGGCCUUCUGACGACCGCCAUCGAGAACAACCGCACUUGCAUAACCUUACCGUGGCUCGUCCACUAUCUAUCUAUGCUCGACUACACAACGCUGAGACUAAACUAUUACCAGAGAUUGAUCAAAAUAGUCUUUCACAUACACGACAAAACGACUAAUUUCAAAAAGACAACGAGCAUCUUUCUACAAUCGAUUCUUGGCUGGCUAUUCGAUUUGCCCCAUUUCCCUCGCGAAUUGUCAUCGGAGAAGGCGAAAAUUGAUUUUAAAAUCGACGUCGAUACGAUCGAUUCGAAUGAAGUUAUCGAUGAGUCGGUGCUGUUCGAGUUGUGUCCGUUUCUGAGGGAUAUCAAUGUUCUGUUGACCUGCAAGGCGUCCGAGGGCGAUAUCGGCACGUUUAGACAUAUUACGCCGAUCAGCUUGACUGUAAAUACCGAAGAUAGGAUUAGGAAUAAGGAGCGAGAGUUGCAGGCCCGCCUAGAAGAGGAAUUCCUCAAAUCGCAACCAUCUUCGACGCGUCGGGUUCUGGAAUUGGUGAUAGAGAGGGUGACCUCGAGCGCAGUCAAGGAGCUGACGACGAAUGCGCUGGUGGACGCCAGGAAGAGGUGCAGCGAAAUGGCUUUCAGACUUGUCAGUAAGUCUAAAGAUAAGGGCAAGACUACCCUCCUGCCAGCAUUAGAACAGUUAUACACAGAACAGCUAGAGCACUUACGAAAGACAUCUCUAGAGCAGUCCCGGGCUUGUAUGAAGUCGCGGGUCUCGUCCGCUUUGAGCGCGCUCUUGCCGUCCGCUGUCGCCCCGCUACACGCUCCGCUCGUCGCUUUCGCCAGUAAGGCGUGCAACGCGAAACUUGUCAAGUGGAUGACUGAACAUUGGAAUAAUACAGCGAUUCUUUGUAAAAAUAUAAGUGCCGAGUUAAACACACUGCUAACUUUGGGCGACAAUUUCCAAAUUCAACCGAAUGAUAAGCCGACUUCGAUGGAAUGCAAGACGUUUGACAGUCCAGCUUUCGCUAUUAUCUCCCUCAAGGAGCACAUAUGUCAGCUACUAGAUUACGAGGAGGUGGAGAAUAAGGUGUUCCCAAUUUUGGAGAUGUGUACCAGCUGCACCAGCGGGAACCCAUUUUGUAGACCUCCCGCUCAGAAGGCCAUUUUGCAACUGAGCGUUGACUACUGCCUUGUGUUUGUGAGUAGAAGACCCGAUCAACUUAACGAGACAAUGUUGUCAGCCUUGGACGCGAUUUGGAACAACUGCUGCCCCGACCGUAAGCCGUCCCCGCCACAAGAGCUGUCUCUCCCGGAGCGGAGGGCCAGCCUGUCCCCCACUUUCAAGAAUUACUCCGAGGAGAGAGCCCCCACCCCCAACUCUGAUGACGACGGAGCUCCGAUCGGGAAAAUUGUAUUUGAGGUCCAGGAGAAGGAUAAAACCAAUGGGGCUAAUAGUAAUCAUGCUAGUUUGAAUGAUAGUAAAGUGGACAGCCCGAACACAGAGUCCGACCCGAACCUAGAGUGCUUCGACAGAGUGCUCUGCCCGCGCAACAUCGUGCUCAUGGGCGAGUCGAGACGCAGAACGAGCGACGUCUGGGAGGCGCUGGCAGACGUCCUCGUCUUCAUGCUGCGGCACGAUUACUUGACGGAGGACUCGCUGACGGAGCAGUGCUUGGCUGUGUACAGGCAGGAUUGGCCGCAGAAUAUUCUAAAAAGCCUAUCCACCUGCAUGAAAUCGGUGGCAUCGAAGUGGAAAUCCUCUACGGGGAAGUUCACGCUCUUUUUAGAGUUCUUAGCGGAUUUCUGUGGUAAUAUGGACUUUGAACCGUUGGAGUAG